AUGAAUAAAGUUAAACAAAUUGAAAAGCUUAAUCAACAGGAAUUAGAUCAGAACAUACAAUUUGAAGCAUCAUGGCAUCAGGAGUAUAGAGACUCUGCUUACAUCUAUAUCGGUUCUCUGCCAUACGAGAUUACAGAGACUGAUUUGCUUACAAUUUUCUCUCAAUAUGGCGUUCCAACCCAUGUGAAGCUCGCAAGAGACUAUGCCAAUGGUGGAAAAUCAAAGGGGUUUGCCUUUUUAAAGUAUGAAGAUUGGAGGUCUACUGCCCUGGCUGUAGAUAAUCUGAAUGGCAUCAAGAUUAAAGAUCGCACAAUAAGCGUUGAUCAUACAACAUAUAGGCCAGCAGUCUACCAGGAUGAGGAUGACGAAAGAAUGGAUAAGGAAUGGGAAGCUAUGGUCAGGAAGGAGAUGGAGAAGGACUUUGCAGAGGGAGUGAAAAACCAGGAACAGCCCCCAGCACAGCAUCACCUCAUAAGCGAAGGUCAAAAAGAGCAAAGCAAACAACAGACACAGAAUGACGACAAUGAAGAUGACGCUGAUUUGGAAGAUCCAAUGAAAAACUUUUUGAGCAAAGGUUGA
Komagataella phaffii GS115 is the source of this 579-nucleotide messenger RNA. RefSeq lists its product as uncharacterized. Gene Ontology annotation, molecular function: RNA binding. NCBI's taxonomy places the organism in Eukaryota, Fungi, Ascomycota, Pichiomycetes, Pichiales, Pichiaceae. The transcript has 2 exons. The coding region runs from base 1 to 579 and encodes 192 amino acids. The record is from RefSeq and is a predicted model, not a curated record. Gene Ontology annotation, cellular component: catalytic step 2 spliceosome; precatalytic spliceosome; U2 snRNP. Gene Ontology annotation, biological process: mRNA splicing, via spliceosome.